GGAACAAUUCAGAAAAUUUGUAGUGAUGUAACAUCAACGGAUGAGCAAAAUACCAAAGAAAAAAGUAUAAAGAAGCAAGAGGUUGUCUUGGAAAUGCUGACAUCAGGUAAACGUACAGAAGAAAAACAUGCUAAGGGCCAAGAGGUUUUGCUACAAGCUGAUAUAAAUACUACAAUGAAAACAAAGAGGAAAGAAGCUGAUGGUAGUGAUGAUGAAAAUGGAAUGUGGAGAAAAAGAGUCAAGAUUGAACCUAAUUUGGAGGUCAUGUCGCUGACAACAGCAAGCAGUAUAGAAAAUCAACCGGUGUACAGAAGACCAUUACCUAGUGGAUUCUUCAGUGUACAAACUCAGAAUUUAAUCAAGUUAAAUCCAGUUGAUAUAAAGCCAGAAUUUUUAGACCUUCCAGUGAGCUUGAGUAGAACUUGUGAAACUUCACUAGUGUGCCGACAAUCAAACAGGCAGAGUGAAGAUGCUAAUGAUCAGAGAGUAGUCUUGGGGGAUGUUAAAAACUUCAAGCGGUUUAAAAAGGCAUCCUAUCCAGGACAACAGAAUAUGCCUCAUGUGAUUGGUGGAGAUGAUCUUUAUACUCAUUGCAACAAGAUGCAAGAAGAUGUGGAUGAGAUGUUUCGAGAAAUGGAUGAAGCUGACAAUGCUAGAAAUGAACACAGUCAAAUGGCGGAGUAUCUUUUCAACAAUAUUCAAGGCAAGACAGCAAUAAAAAGCAGACGCAGGUAACUACAAAAGUAAGUAGAAAAGUACCAUAUACCCUUAUAUCUCAACUCUCCAUCUCCUCUGACAUAGUCAGAUUGUUUUAUUGGUUUUUUUGUCAGCCAAUAAUGUACUGUUAGAAGCUGGGGCAGGGUGUAGUCAUUCAAAUUUAGCUAGAUACCCUGCUGUAGUCUUAGUACCUUGGUGUAGUUCAUUCCUACCUAUUCACUAUGGGCAUUUGUUUUGAUUAUGACUGUUACGAUGCAACUUGGAGAAAUUUAUGGAUGGUCCACAAUGUCUUGAAAGAACUCUGCCCCUGCACUAAUAUACUCAGAUGUGAGGUUCUGUGCAGUAAGCCAUACAGGUAUAGAUACAGAAUUCAAGGGUCAUGUAUAUAUUGUAAUUCAUUAAAUAUUUAACCACCAGAGUUUUUUGUGUUCAUUCAUUGCAGUGACAUAGAAUAUGUUCUAAUGAAAGAAAUUAUAAAAUUAUUACCUUAACCUUCUCAGAAAAGGUUGAAUGUUUUUUAAUUUUCACUAUUAAUGGACCCAAAUUCUCUGUGAAGGCAUUACUCCAAUCUGAAACUAGAGCAAGGUACUCGUCAUGCAAAAACAGUAAAUCAGUAGGCCAAAUAAAAACAUUACUUGCUUUUCUAUUUUUUAAAUAAACAUAAUAAACUCAUCAGAAAAAUAAAGUUUCUGUAUUUUAAUUAAAUUACUACACUUAUAUAUUUAAUAAAAUGAAAUUAAUGUAUCCAAGUCAGUAUCUCAAAUUUCAUACUGUUUAGCAAAGCUUAACUAGGCUAACAAUUAUAUG
Anneissia japonica is the source of this 1524-nucleotide messenger RNA. RefSeq names its product nibrin-like. Gene Ontology annotation, cellular component: Mre11 complex. Gene Ontology annotation, molecular function: damaged DNA binding. The coding region runs from base 94 to 735 and encodes 213 amino acids. Lineage: Eukaryota; Metazoa; Echinodermata; Crinoidea; Comatulida; Comatulidae. The record is from RefSeq and is a predicted model, not a curated record. The transcript has 5 exons. Gene Ontology annotation, biological process: double-strand break repair via homologous recombination; mitotic G2 DNA damage checkpoint signaling.